Messenger RNA from Parasteatoda tepidariorum (common house spider), 2590 nucleotides. NCBI's taxonomy places the organism in Eukaryota, Metazoa, Arthropoda, Arachnida, Araneae, Theridiidae. The record is from RefSeq and is a predicted model, not a curated record.
UACGCAGAUCAAAGUUCAUGAUUUCUCAGCAGCACUUUCUCCUCAUAAUUUGUUCUUCAUCUUUCAGCGCGUGUUUGAGAGUUUCUGCUCGGAAAAUCGUUGGGGAUAUAUUUAAAAAUAAAACCGCUUAUCGCUCUGGUCAAGUGAGACGAAUAUUAUCUGAUUAAUAUCAAAUUCAAAUAAAAAAUAUUUUUCCGGCAAUUUUAAUUUUUAUUCACCGUGGCUCUUCAAAUACUUCUAUUAUGUCUCCUACUAAUUAUCCUGCUAUUUGUGACUUUAGUUGUCUUUACUUACGUUUUCUCUACAGAAAUGCCCAGUCUAAGGAUGAUACGUAGGACUUUUACCAGAGAUAUUAAAGCUGUCAGAUUGUAUGCGUUGUUCCUUUUCUUUCUUAAAAAAUGUCAUUUGCUUAAUCAGUCGGUGGCCGAUCUUUUUACAAACACCGCCAAGAAAUACGGUAAUAAAGUGUGCUUCAUCUACGAGGAUCAAGAAUGGACAUUCAGGGAUGUGGAUGAAUUCAGCAAUAAAGUAGCCAAUUGCUUUUUAAUGAAUGGUUAUAAGAAAGGGGACGAGGUUGCCCUUAUCAUGGAAAAUUGCCCGGAGUUUAUUUGCUUUUGGCUUGGAAUGGCCAAAAUUGGCGUGGUCACAGCGCUCAUCAAUACAAAUGUGCGAGAAGACGCUUUGGGACAUUCCAUCAACAUAUUAGAUGCAAAGGCUGUUAUAUUUGGGAAAAAUAUGUCUCAUGCUCUUGAGGGAGCGAUUCCAUUUAUAAAUAAGAGGGAAACAAUAGAAUAUUAUUAUUAUUCUGAAAAAGGUAAAAUCGACACUACAACAUUCCCAGCCGCCAAAUCUCUGAACACUUUACUCGAUGAUGCUUCCUCAGCACACAUUGAUUUGGGAGACAAGAAACCCGGCUUUACAGACAAAUUACUCUACAUCUAUACAUCGGGAACCACUGGUUUGCCUAAAGCUGCCAUAAUAAGGAAUAGUAGGUUUUUAUGGAUGUGCGUUGCUGCGAGAUACAUGGUUCAAAUCCCGGGCUUUGAGAUUUUUUACAAUCCUCUUCCACUUUACCACUCUUCGGGGGGUAUUAUUUUUGUAGGAUACAUUUUGGUUUUUGGCAGCACAAUGGUUAUCCGCAAGAAGUUCUCGGCCUCAAAUUUUUGGAAGGAUUGCAUCAAGUAUAAAGCAACUGCGACCCAAUACAUCGGCGAAAUAUGCAGAUACCUUCUGAAUCAACCGAAGACUCCAGAAGAGACGCAACACUCGGUGAAAGUUUUGAUGGGAAAUGGACUUAAACCACACAUUUGGACAGAGUUUCAAGAUAGAUUCAAAAUCGAACGAAUCGUCGAAUUUUAUGGUUCAACAGAAGGAAAUGCUAAUUUAAUUAACAUAUUUGGUAAAGUUGGAAAAGUUGGAUUCGUAUCUAGAGUUGCGGAUAGGGUUUAUCCAAUCUAUUUGAUGAAAGUGAAUCCGGAAACUGGAGACAUUCUCAGAGAUGAAAACGGACUUUGUAUACGAUGUAAACCAGGAGAACCUGGAGAAUUGGUGGCCAGAAUCAGACGUGGCACUCCAUUGAAUUCAUUCGAUGGUUAUGCCAAUCCAAAUGAUACCAAAAAAAAGAUAGCAAGAAAUUGUUUCAGACAUGGAGACACUGCGUUCCUUUCUGGUGAUAUUCUAGUGAUGGACGAAGACGGUUAUUUCUCAUUCAUGGAUCGAACAGGUGACACAUUCAGAUGGAAAGGAGAGAAUGUUUCAACGGGUGAAGUAGAAAACAUUGUCAGCAAAGUUCUCAGUCAUGCAGCAGUUGUUGUUUACGGUGUGGAAGUUCCAAAUGUAGAAGGUCGAGCUGGAAUGGCUGCUAUACAAAUGGAUGUAAAUGAUCUUAAUUUUAGUAAUUUAUAUGAAAAUAUCAUCAAAAAACUGCCCAGCUACGCAAUCCCUUUCUUCAUUCGAGUUACUGACAUCGACACUACUGGCACUUACAAACUGAGGAAAGUGACUCUCCAAAAACAAGGAUUCAAUCCAGAAGAUAUAUCAGAUCCUCUAUUUUUCGUCAAUCACAAACAGAAGACUUAUGUUCCACUGACCAAAGAAUUAUAUUCAGAAAUUGCAACUGGAGUUGUCAAACUGUGAUUCACAUUCUCUUCAUAUCUUCCACUUAAAAUAAAUUAUGUCUCAGGCAUUUACUCCCAUCAUUGAAAUAUAAAAAUCAUUUUUUGUGCACGAUGGAAAUGCUCUUGUUUCAUGUGGCUAUAAAAUACAUAGUAUAAAAUUAACGAUUUUACAGUCCUGGGUGGGCCACACACAAAGAAAGGGGAACGAAAAGCAAGAGGUUUCCAUUACCGGGCGCACAUCAUUUCUGCGCAUCCUAAUGAAAACGCCUCUCCUAUGUCACUUGAUUCCCUCUCGUUUCCUCAGUGUGUGGCCUGCUCAGGGAAUAAAAAUAAUUUUUAUUCCUGUUCUGGCGAUUGUUUCUUCUUUAAUUGUUUACAUUUUCAUAUUGCUCAUCGUCAUAAUUCUAUUUUUAUAUGUUGCUAAAUAAAUAAAUUUAUUUAUCUUUCAUAACCAAAGAUAUUAUGGAAUGGUA